This is a messenger RNA of Theileria orientalis strain Shintoku, 552 nucleotides long. RefSeq lists its product as uncharacterized. Lineage: Eukaryota; Apicomplexa; Aconoidasida; Piroplasmida; Theileriidae. Gene Ontology annotation, molecular function: ubiquitin protein ligase activity. The coding region runs from base 1 to 552 and encodes 183 amino acids. The transcript has 3 exons. Gene Ontology annotation, biological process: regulation of cell adhesion; protein ubiquitination. The record is from RefSeq and is a predicted model, not a curated record.
AUGAUGAUGCUGGAAUAUAAAAAGGAGCCCUGUACUCAUAAUAGUUUCAAUUUAGCGACUAGUUUAUUCUGCAAUUGUGGGAUUCCAUUAGGAAAAAGAUAUCGAAACUUCCCAUGCUAUCACCUAUUCUGUGAAGAAUGUAUAAAUAAAGAUGAUUCGAACACUAAGUGCAAAAUGUGUGAAUCACUUGUGGAAAUAGUGGAGGAACUUCACCCUAAUGAAGAAAUCUUUAUCUGUACAGUUCCAAACUGUAAACAGGGAUUCUUAAAUUUUCCAAGCCUAAAGGCCCACGCAAAAAUAUCGCACUCAGUAAACAUUGAUACCAUCGAAGAAUUUUAUGAAAAAUUCGGAGAUUUGGAUGUACCAAUACCAAAUUCUAAUCUAGUCACGAUCGAGAAAAACAGGUUUAAGCAAUCAAAGGGGAAAAGGAAUGGUAAGUCUUCGUCUCCUGACAUAGCAGACCGUGAUUCCACCUUAACAAAAUCUCCAAAAACUGCCAGGAAGGAUGACAAAACAGAAGAUAAACAAGAUAAACUGGAAAUAUUGAUGUAA